AUGACAAUCCUUCAUGGUCGCAACUUUCCAAACCUAUUAGAAGUCUCAAGUAUACCAAGUGUGAAUGAUUAUUGGAAGCAAAGAUUAUACGACAAAUUAACUCAAGUGUUCUACAAUUUCCCCAUUAAGGAAAACUCCAAAAAAAAGUUUUACGAUACAAUCUCCAAUGACAAAAUCCAAGUGAUAGGAAAAGAGCUCAAUCCAGGAAAUAGAGGAAUUGAGUCACGUCGAUAUUUUAAAGUGGGUUCAAAUUUGAUGGACAUUUCAACACUAUCUGUAUCAUUUUGCAAUCCCGUGGCAACCAGAAAUGCAAUACCGUAUAUAAAACACUAUCAACAGAUUUUAGCACCUUUCGCCAAGACUGAUGAAUUACACGAAACUGAGGUUGCAAUCUUGAACCUUUCAAUUGUUACACUCUUCAAUUAUCUCGAAGAUGCCGAAUUUGCAUACAAGAUCAAUAAUUUAUGCACUCACCAUCUGCAAAUUAAAUGUGAUAAGCAAAUGUGUCGCAAAAGGGAUAAGAUAAAAAAUGUGUUGGUUCAAAUCAUGCUUUCUUUUUUUGUCGACUUUCAUCCCGCAUUGGUGGCUUAUAAAAGAGGAAAUAUCAAAAUUGCAAAAUGCAAUUGGAAGUUUUUGGAAAACUUUGUUAAUUUAAUCUUUAUCAAUUGCAACACAUUGGUAGAUUACAAAUUCAGAAUCGUGGGAUACAAUUUGGACCCUCAAUUUUCCAUGAUAAAUCACAGUUGUAUGCCCAACUCCUGUCAGGUUGAAACAGAAUACGGAUGCUAUCGUUUGAUAAAUACUUUACCAAUCAAUGCAGGUGAUGAGAUCACGGUCAAUUAUAUUGCUUCAGGCAUACCAACCGAAUUACGCCAAGUUCAGCUAUUCUCGAGGUAUUUCUUUAGAUGCAAAUGCCCACUAUGCAAUCUGAAAUGUGACAUUUUCUUCACUAUGCAAUGCAACUCUUGUUUCAACCCUAUCAAGUCACCAAGCCUAAGUGUUGUUUUAAGCGCACCAAAUACAAUAAUCAGGGAAACUAGCUGUUCAAAAUGCUGUAAACAAUUUGAUAACGAGUUGUACAUCCGACAAUUUCAAAUUCGCAAUUUUUUCAUCGCUCUUAUAUACAGUUCAAAAUCAUAUAAAGACUCCGAAGUUGAAGCUUUUGUCAAUCGAUUGCAUAUGGAAUUCAAAAGUUUAACUGGAAAUUUUGGAACAGCUUCAUUAGUCAAGAUGCUUGAUAGAGCAAUAGAUGAUUUUUGCAUACCUGAAAAAAAAAUUGAAACAAUCAAGAUCUUGAUAGAUGAAGUAAUGCGAAAAAAAGUGUUUCAAAUAUACACCUUUCCUUUCAACUUGAUUGUGCAAAGAUUACUAGUGGCAAGCAGUGAGGUUAAUGAUUUUAAGACGGGUAUGGAAUAUUUGAAAUUAUAUGCUAGAUAUCUAUUCGCAAUAAAAUUGCCAACUGACAUAUCAAAUCAAUUGUUGUUUAACAAGUGUUUAUACCUUGACUUGGCUGAUGGUAUUUUACAACUAUUAAAUCAUUUAAAAAGCGAGAAAAUAGCCACAUGUUUCGGAUCGUAUCAGGAAUCUAUGGAAAUCCUUGCACAAUGUGCAUUCUUCUUCUACAAACAAGUCGACUCUUUGUUUGAGCUACAAUAUGUAGAAGAGAAGCUCAUCUCCAUUCGAGAAGAGUUUCGACAUUCAAACAAAUGUAGCAAGUUAUCAAUCCAUUCUUGUUUAGAAAAAUUCUUCACCUUCACCGAUGCCAACAUAUACAGUACCAGAACGAGAUUUCUCAUUUUCAACGCAAAACAAAAGCAAGUAACACUACUCCACACAUUCGACUCUGAGGAAUACUUGUGA
Molecule: messenger RNA, 1860 nt
Organism: Lodderomyces elongisporus
Lineage: Eukaryota; Fungi; Ascomycota; Pichiomycetes; Serinales; Debaryomycetaceae
Exons: 1
Coding region: 1-1860 (619 amino acids)
Cellular component (GO): nucleus
Molecular function (GO): protein binding
Source: RefSeq, a predicted model, not a curated record